CAUGACAGACACACAUAGUACAUAAUGCAUUAAAAAAAGUUAUUUAUUAAAGAUGCAUAGGAUUCUAAAAAAUGCAAAAUAAACGUACAUAAAUUUUAAUGUUUAAAAUUCGGUAAGCUUAGCAUAAAAAGGAUUCCAAUUAAAAAAACAACAAAAUUAAUUAUUAUUGUAUAAGUGUUUGAAAUUCGAAGAGCUCAACAUAUCAAACUUACAACCAAUUCACACAUAUGCUAGGCCACUUAAGGUUUCGAGUUGCAUGAAGAGGUCAAGAUAGUGUUUCAACGGAUGCCUUGAAAGCCACACUCCUAUUAAUGUGUUAAUAUAAUGGACAAAUCAAACAAAGCGUCUGGAAAUGGUAAUGGAAACAUUGUGUUCAGCCGAGACUCCGAUAUAUCAUCCGUCAGAUCUGAGCUCAGAAGUGAUGCCCUCAAAGAACGAGGGAGUGAGAACGAGGGGAAGCCUCCCCAGGGCGCCUCGUGGAUAGCCUCCCUUCAUCCCCAAGCGCUGUUCAUCAACUUUGAUCGAGAAGAUGAGCAAGUUUACAGGGCGUACUUCCGGCGCCAGCGCCUGGGUGUCCUGCCCGUUCUGGUUGCCCUGGCCACGCUCCACGCCAUUCUGUGCGUCGUCCUUGACCUUCUGCCUUACUAUAGGCCAGAGCUUAUAAACAGGCUUCUUGUGAUUGGAGUGGCUGCUGCAGUAGUUAUCUUCAUCUAUGUGGUUGUCUACUUUAUCAAGCCGAAGAACCAAAUUACAGAGAUCCUGGCUGUUCUCAUGUGGUUGCUCAUCACUUUCCAGAUCUUUUACGACGUCGGCACCACCUACCCGCGCCACAUGCCAUCGGACCGCAUCGGUUGGCUCCUCGUGCACAUCUUCGUCACUCAGAUGACCGUUCCGGUCGAGUCCCGGGUCAGUGCUACUCUGGUGGUCCUUCUAAUUGUCGUGCACUCAGUUCUGGUGGGGGUAAUGUUUUCCCAGGAACAUUCCAGCACAGAAGAGUUGAUUCUGCAGCUGGUGGCGAACAUCCUUCUGUGCCUGGCUACAGGGUGCAUCGGGGCAGCCGGAAGUCUGUUUCAAGACCGUCUCAACCGCAGGACAGUGAUGGAAACAAAGUCUGCGCUGAUUGCCAAGGCCAAGAUAGAAAUGGCGUACAAGGACAAAGAAAGAUUACUCUUGUCAGUGUUGCCAAAGCAUGUAGCAGACGAGAUGCUAAAAGACCUGGGCAGUGUGGAAGAUGGCCAGUUCAGGAAGAUCUACAUGCAGAGAUAUGAAAAUGUCAGCAUACUAUUUGCGGACAUCGUUGGAUUUACCGCCAUAUCAUCUACUGUCACUGCGUCAGAAUUGGUCAAAAUACUCAACAAACUCUUCGCCAGCUUCGAUAUACUCGCGAACAAAUUUCACCAAGUGCGCAUCAAAAUCCUAGGAGACUGUUACUACUGUGUCUGUGGCGCCCUGGAGCCUCGAAUGGAUCACGCGGUUCUGUCCAUCCACAUGGGCCUCAGUAUGGUCACUGCUAUCAGCACAGUGAGGCAGUCGACUGGCAAAGAUGUCAACAUGAGAGUGGGGGUCCACACAGGGGCAUGCCUCGGGGGAGUGCUAGGUCAGCGCCAAUGGCAGUUUGACAUAUUGGGUAAGGAGGUCACAAUGGCCAACAAGAUGGAGAGUGGUGGCCUACCCGGACGAGUGCACAUCUCUGAGGCGACCAAACAAUGCUUAAACGGAGAAUUUGAGUUGGAAGAUGGACAUGGUGGAGAUAGAGAGGAAGAGUUGAAACUGAAGAACAUUACCUCCUACCUGGUGAAAUCAGUGAUCAAACCUUAUCCAGAAGGAACAUUGGAUAAAGUGACACAGUCCUCACCCACAAAAAUGAUUAGCAAUGGGAACAAAAAGAAUCAGGUUACUGAUAAGAAAGAGAGUUCCGUGGAGGAGGAUACCACUGACAGUGGUCAUACAAUAAGCAAAGAAGAAGAAUACAGAAAAGAAUUGAGCUUGAGACUGCAGCAUGAGCUCCUAGCUAAAGAGAAAGACAGUGUUUUAUCUGGGACACUUCAACCUUUGACCCUCACUUUCAAGGAAAAGCAACUGGAGACAAGGUAUCACCAAAGAUCAGAUAGCUAUAAUGGUCUCCCUUUGAUGGCCCUUUCAGUGGCCCUAGUUGUCAUACUAGGGGCUAAACUUUGCAUACUUCCCAGAUCAGGACUUCUUAUUGCAAUCUACCUCUCAGGGGACAUUAUUCUUUUUGCCAUGUCUGCUGUUUCUUUAUCUUUAACAUUUAGACAUUAUUUCCCACGUAGCAUCAUCCAGUUUGCACUAACAAUUGACAGACAUGGUACAUUCAAAAUGUUGUGGGGCAUCAGUGCCUGUGUCAUUUUCUUCAUUUGUGACACUUUACCCUCAAUUGAUUGCCACCAGGUGGCACUGAAUAUUACAAUGGUGACCCAAUGUGACAUGGAGGCGUUGACCUGCCAUCAUAUUGUCUACUUCACUCAUGCUGCCAGCCUUGUUCUCAUUGCCAUCUCCUCUAUGGUCAAUCUUGGUCAUAUGACCAAAGCUCUGCUCAUAUAUAUUGCCACUGGGAUCCACUGUGCUUUAGUUCUUCUGUAUGUUGAUGUCUCCUAUGAGCUGUACAAUGAAAAGAUUUAUCAAGAGUGUUCUCAAAGUAUACUUGUGUACCCUCACAUCAAGUAUCGUCUCCUUGGGCAGAUGAUAGCUGCAGCUAUUGAUCUAAACUUUUUUAACUUCCAGAUGGAGUUUACUUCCAGGAAGUUGUUCUUAUGGAAAGAGGAGUCCAAGCGUGAAAAAGAAAAAGCCGCAGACAUGCAACGUAAGAAUGAGGCUCUUGUCUACAAUCUGCUACCAGCCCAUGUGGCAAAGGAUUUUCUUGGAAAAAAGAAAAAUGAUUUGGACUUGUAUAGUUUCUCUUAUGAUGAGGUUGGUGUGAUAUUUGCUGCCUGUCCAAACUUUCACUCUUUUUACAAUGAGAGCUCCAUCAACAAUAAUGGCCUAGAAUGCCUUCGCUUCUUGAAUGAAAUCAUCUCUGACUAUGAUGAGCUUCUCAAUUUAGCCAGAUUUUCUUCCAUUGUGAAAAUUAAAACUGUUGGCCCAACCUAUAUGGCAGCUAGUGGAAUGGUUUCUCAGGAUGACAGAAAACAUGUAACUAGUGUUAAAGAGAGAUGGUAUCACCUGCAUAACCUGGUCCAGUUUGCUUAUGCCUUGCAAGAUGUGUUGAAAAAAAUCAAUGAACAGUCUUUCAAUAAUUUUAUUUUGAGGAUAGGUAUCAAUCAUGGUCCAAUUAUAGCAGGUGUCAUUGGGGCAAGAAAGCCUCAUUAUGACAUUUGGGGCAAUACAGUCAAUGUUGCCAGCAGAAUGGAAUCGACUGGACAGCCAGGUAAAAUACAGGUUGCGGAAGAGACAAAACUUCUUCUCGAGAACUUUGGUUAUAAGUUUGAGACUCGGGGCCUUGUUAAAGUGAAAGGCAAGGGUGAGCUUAUGACCUACUUUCUUGAACGUCCAGAGGGAACGAAUGAAUGUGACCUAAAUAUUCCUAACAGUGUCCCUGAUGGAUGAUCACAAAAAUGUCUGGUAUCUGUUGAAUAUGUUUAAAGGCAUCAGAAAGUCAGAAGGCAGCACAUUAUGUUCAUGCAUUUGUAAACAAUAGAAGCUUCUACUGAAGAAAGCUUUAAUGCAAGAUUAAUGCCUUUUUUUAAUCAACAUACUAUAUUAUUUUAAUUGUUCCUAAUAAGAAUCUCAUAGUCAAUUUUGUAAGCUGGGAGUUGACCUAGUAGCAUUGAAAGAUGACAAUAAAAUGAAGUGCAGCAUGGUGGCUUAGGACAACAAGCUCAUCACUGCAGUUUUAUUUUUAGUAUCAAUUUAAUUUAUAUGUAUUGUAAUAACUGAAGGGAGGCAAACUCAACGAGACAUAGACAUUUAUUUACACGAGGACAUCACAAACACAAAGGGGCAUCUGCCUUGAGCACAGCAUCUCCAUAUUGGCUCUCUCCUUGGGCGGAAAUCAUUCUCUCUCUCCUGUCAACAUCCGACUUGUCUAGUCACAGAUAGUGCGCACCUUCUUUCUGAUCUAUCUUGGAUGGCGGUGUGCAUGGCAAGGUUAUAACAGUAUGAUGAGGUGUAACGUUUUUUUUUAUGACUGGUUACUUAAUGAGAACAAAUACGCUAAUUAAUGUGCUCCUGUACUACACCUCUUCUGGAUUAGGAAAUUUUAGAGGAGUCAAAGAAGAGAUUCAACAUAAAAAUUUUUUCCUUCUGACUCGGACACAACAGAAUAAAACAACAUAUGUUCUAGAAGCUGAAAAUUGGCACUACUAAAAUUUGCUCUUGUGAAGUGUCACCAGAUAAUGCAUGGCUAUGUCCUUAAUAACUGCAUUCUCCAUUGGCCCUAUAGAAGAAAUAUUCUAUGGAGAGCUGCCUGAUCUGAAACUACUGCACAGUUCAUCGCAGAUAUUGUACUAGUCAAAUACUCCUUCUUCCCUAGUGCUAUUAGAGCAUGGAAUGGGUUGCCUGAGCGAGCCAGGAAAACCAGUGACUUGGCAGAAUUUAAGUCAUUGGUUAAUAUGCAUGACUAAAUGCAUGACGCGUAGGACAUAAUCAUCUUUUUUGAAGUAACGUCUGUAUUAUAUAAGAUAAGAUAGUCAUCUGAACUCUUCACCAUUAUGAUGAAAAUGCAGAAGAAAUGACCUAGUUUUAAUUUAGAAACUUAUUUCGGUUAUCUGCAAAAGUUUUGGGAAGAGGGUGCAGUUUAAAGUUCACUAUGACUGGAAAAUUCUGCUACAUUCAAUUGCAUUGUCAUUUAACUAAAAGUUAAUUACAUCAAAAUAUUUCUCAUUUGGAGAACUUGACCUGCGUAUUUCAUUAAUAUGCUUUAUGAACUGAUGGUGUUGAAAUAAUGCUCACCAUAUUAAGUUCUGGUCUAGAACCUUUCACUUCUUAUUUUUUUCUUUAAUUUAUUUUCAAAUUGUACAGCUGUAUGCAACUAUGAAUAUUUAUUUUAAAUUCAAGAAAUAAUUGAAGCUUAUUAGAACAGAAGAUAAAGUCGUAAGUUAUAUAAAAUUGACUUUAGUACCUGUACUGCAUGCACAGCUCAACAUUUAGUUCGACUAUUAUUUAUAUCUGAUAUUGUUGAUUUGUUAUUUAUUCUAUUUACUGUAUCAUGUGUGGAAAAAACGUUUUUAUUGAAUUACAUACCAGAAAUGUACAAGUGUUCAAUACCUUGUGGUCAGGGUGUUGAGACCUAACAUUUACAAGACAAUGUGAGUUUCACUCCUGCUGCCUUCCACUUAUUGUACCAAUCAGAACAAAGUCUUUGCUAAAUGUAAGAUUAAUCCUUUCCCAUCAUUCCACUAAUUUUGGUAUCAGCAUUUUCCAUGUUUUCAUUUGUACACAUGCUGUAUUGCAAAUUGUUUAGUACCAUGACACGUAGAAUCCACUGAGCCUGCAAUUAGUGCAUGGACUUCUACCAUCUUCUCUGCAAGGUAUGCUUUGAUGGUUAGAAUUAAAUGAUUACUUGCAUACUUUAACUACUUCAAUUUCUUUCAAGUCUGGUAUCAAGUGAGAUCACAUUCAGAGUAAUGACAUGAUUGUGAACACGUAGUAGAAACUUUAUAGAAUCAUGAAAUGUAGAACACUUCUGUCCAGAGCUCCUUAUCUUCUUUCUAUAAUCUUAGGAGCUUUCUUCUCUCUGUACUUCCCCUGCCCACCCUUCCUCAAGUUCUUAUUACAUUGUGUGCACUUGUUUUGCCAGCAAUAAUGAUAUUGGAUGUAUCAUAUGUUUUUAAAGGAAAUGAUCACAUGGUCUUUUUUUUU
Molecule: messenger RNA, 5817 nt
Organism: Biomphalaria glabrata
Lineage: Eukaryota; Metazoa; Mollusca; Gastropoda; Planorbidae
Product: adenylate cyclase type 3-like
Exons: 20
Coding region: 325-3564 (1079 amino acids)
Biological process (GO): intracellular signal transduction; cAMP biosynthetic process; adenylate cyclase-activating G protein-coupled receptor signaling pathway
Molecular function (GO): adenylate cyclase activity
Source: RefSeq, a predicted model, not a curated record